CAUAUCGGUUGAUUUGUAUCGGUCAUCUCACCAUCUGUUCAUACCUCUUCUCUAUUGUCAUACUGUUUGUAAGUUAUCUCUCUCUUAUUAUGUAUGUAAUUAUCUGUGCUUAUAUAUAUCUCUGUAUUUAACUUGAUUAUGCUCUGGCAGUAUCGGGAGUAAAUAAAGAUAAAGAUAAAGUACGAAGAACUAUGUGAACUGCUUACUGCAAGGAAUCUGAUUGUGCAUUGUAAACUGGUAUGGCAUCAAUAUGAAAGAUGUGCGGCAUUCGUGCAUUCCUUUUCCUAAUUUUAAAGUUUAUUAUACAGUAUUUAUUUUACUGCAAAUGUCAAUUAUAUAGAAAGCAAUUUUACAUUUCUUUUCAACGUAUUUUAAUAUCAGGGUUACGAUAACACCGCCCACCCUAUUUCAUGGACUCUUUAUUUCUUGGGAAGAUUCCACGAAAUACAAGAAAAAGUGUAUCUAGAAUUGCAAGAAAUUUUCAAAGAUGAUAUGAAUAGAGAUAUUACGAUCGAUGACCUGACGAAAAUGACGUACUUAGAAUGCGUAAUUAAGGAGACGAUAAGAAUCUAUCCUACUUAUCCUUUAAUUGCAAGAAAAAACCCAUCGGAAAUGAAAAUAGGUAAUUACGUGUUGCCUGCAAAUUCGACUCUUAUCAUAAGUAUCUAUGGUAUUCAUCAUAAUCCUUCUGUUUACGAAAAUCCCGAAGUGUUCGAUCCAGACCGUUUUCUACCUGAAAACUAUAAAAAUCUUCAUCCUUAUGCAUUUCUGCCAUUUUCUGUCGGUCCACGAAAUUGUCUCGGAAGUAAACUCGCCAUGAUUACAAUGAAAAUGGUUUUGGCAAAUGUUCUUCGUAAUUUUAAAGUUUACUCUUUGGAUCCUCUGGAUAAAAUCUAUAUCUCAUACGCAAUUGUGUUGACCCCAAUAUUUGGUAUAAGAAUGUGUGUAGAAAAAAGAUGAAUGUUGUAAGAUAUUAAAUAAGCUGAAUAUUGCGAUAAAAUUUAUUACAAAUUUAUAUAAACAUAGGCCUAUAUCAUAUAACCUAUAGGCCUACUUGUGCAUUUAAAAACUGUAUCGAAAUAAUUCUACCUAUUAUUAAACUUUACUCAUAAAUUGUAAUUCAUAUUUUUAUAGAUAAAAAGUAUGAGAAUAAAAUGUAUUAUGGUUAUUGUUAUUAA
Molecule: messenger RNA, 1178 nt
Organism: Centruroides sculpturatus (bark scorpion)
Lineage: Eukaryota; Metazoa; Arthropoda; Arachnida; Scorpiones; Buthidae
Product: cytochrome P450 4C1-like
Exons: 4
Coding region: 493-960 (155 amino acids)
Molecular function (GO): heme binding; monooxygenase activity; oxidoreductase activity, acting on paired donors, with incorporation or reduction of molecular oxygen
Source: RefSeq, a predicted model, not a curated record